GAGUGUGAUCGUGACGUCAUUCUGUUCCCGUCUGCUUUAUUUUGCUUCGGUCUACGGAGCCGCCAUUACAGGAAGAACCGGAGCCGAGCCGAGCUGGAGGACACCGGAUUCGGUCAGAGAGGGAGGGACCGGACGUGCGGCACCCAGUGGUCCGGUCCCGGCAGCAAUGAGCGGGGGAGGGAAGUCGGCCAAGGGAUAAAGCCAGAAUCUAGAAACGUCAGUGCAGCGCUGGAUGAAAGAUGCAAGCGUCUGUCAGGAGUCCAGAAACUCAUUGACCUUUUAUACACCCACACUAAUUACAAGCAAACAGAUCACAGCUUCCUGACGGAUACAAACCCCUGGGAGUGUCACCAUGACGGAGCAUGGCAUAAAAUGGGCUUGUGAAUAUUGUACGUUUGAGAAUUGGCCUUCUGCUAUCAAAUGCACCAUGUGUCGAGCCCAAAGACCAAGUGGUGCCAUUAUAACUGAGGAGCCAUUUAAAAGCAGUACCCCUGAUGUGGGCACCAUAGAAAGAGGGGGCAGUCCUUUAAUAUGUCCCGAUUCAAGCGCUAGACCACGUGUAAAAUCAUCAUAUAGCAUGGAAAAUGGCAGUAAAUGGUCAUGUCACAUGUGUACUUAUCUGAACUGGCCUAGAGCAAUCCGUUGUACACAGUGCUUGUCCCAGCGUAGGACACGUAGCCCCACAGAAUCCCCUCAGUCAUCUGGAUCUGGUAUGCGAUCCAUUCCCAUCCCUAUUGAUCCAUGUGAGGAAUAUAAUGACAGAAAUAAAUUGAACAUAAAAGGUCAACACUGGACUUGUUCUGUUUGCACUUAUGAGAACUGUGCCAAAGAGAAGAAAUGUGUUGUGUGUGACCUCCCUGUUCCCAACAAUAUGGAUGCUAUAGAGUUAGCUGAUACGGACGAGGCCUCCUCCAUUAUUAACGAGCAAGAUCGGGCUCGCUGGAGAGGAGGCUGCAGCAGUAGUAACAGCCAUAGACGGUCACCACCCACUUCCAAGCGAGAUUCUGAACUGGAUUUCCAGAGAAUUGAACUGGCUGGGGCUAUGGGGAGUAAAGAUGAACUGGAUCUCAAAAAGUUAAAACAAAUAAAAAACAGAAUGAGGAAGACAGACUGGCUAUUUCUGAAUGCAUGCAUUGGGGUAGUGGAGGGCGAUCUCUCGGCUGUGGAAGCUUACAAGACCUCAGGAGGAGACAUUGCUCGGCAACUCUCUGCAGAUGAAGUUCGUCUGUUAAACCGGCCAUCGGCCUUUGAUGUGGGUUACACUCUGGUGCACCUGUCUAUUCGCUUCCAGAGACAGGACAUGCUAGCCAUCCUCCUAACGGAGCCUGGGGCAAGCUUGGAGCAAACGCACAUCUUUGUCCUUGCACAUAUUCUUAGAAGACCAAUCAUUGUGUAUGGAGUUAAAUAUUACAAGAGCUUCCGUGGGGAGACUUUGGGUUACACUCGUUUUCAAGGAGUGUAUUUACCUCUGCUAUGGGAGCAAAGCUUCUGCUGGAAAAGUCCCAUUGCCUUGGGCUAUACAAGGGGGCACUUUUCGGCCCUGGUGGCCAUGGAGAAUGAUGGCUAUGACAAUCGUGGGGCUGGUGCAAAUCUAAAUACAGACGAUGAUGUUACGGUUACGUUCCUACCACUAGUGGACAGUGAACGGAAGCUACUGCACAUUCAUUUCCUGUCUGCGCAGGAGCUCGGCAAUGAGGACCAGCAAGAAAAGCUUCUGCGUGAGUGGCUGGACUGUUGUGUGACUGAGGGGGGUGUCCUGGUAGCCAUGCAAAAGAGCUCCCGCCGCCGCAACCAUCCUUUGGUAACACAAAUGGUGGAGAAGUGGCUAGAUGGUUACCGACAGAUUCGCCCUUGUACAGCACUGUCAGAUGGUGAGGAUGAGGAUGAAGAUGAGGAUGAGUGAGGAAGUUCAUGCAGAGCAUGUUGAAAGGCUGAACUGUGUGGUUAUAGCUGGACCUGAAGUCAAGGGACCCUUCCUAGUCUGUAUGGGACCCGCAGUGUGGAGGAAUUCUCCAGUCUGCCCAAUCCCUGAGGAAGCAGCACUUGUAGCUCCAGCGACAACAUCCUUUUAUUAUCAAGACUGAACAUUUUGUUUUUUAUUUUUUUCUCUUUUUUUUCCCCUUCUCCUCCCUUAACUGGGUUGUAAAUCUUGGCGUAUAAUGCAUGUGUUCUGCAACAAGGGAGAGAGAACCUAGAUGGCAAAAUCCUAUGACCAAUCCAAAAGAUUAAUGGGUUUGUCACUUCCUGCUUUACUCCUAGUUCCUGAUAUUUUGUUUUAUUUCAAAGCUUUGUUUAUUUCACUUUUUUUUUAAAGCUGUUCACAUGAUUCUUUAACCCAGGCGUUACUAGACAGACCUAGGGCUGUAUGUUGCACAGUUACAAAGGACUGCCUAGCGGUCUUGCCGAGCAAUAGAAGGGUUAAAUACUUUAUUUUUAGGAUUCCAUGCACCGGUAGUAAGAAGAACUUUUAAAGUGCUUAGUCCCAGUUCACCUCACAAACAAGAAAUAAGGUUUCAGGUGUGAAAUUGAGACCGGUUUAGUUUUUUAAUUUGUUUUGGUUAACACCCUGUACAGUUAAAUGAAAUUGCAAAAGAUUAAGUGAAAGAAGAUAGGAAGAGACUUUGUAUUUGUUCACCCAUCACGUCUGUCUGCUCUCAUGGUUCAUUCCCCCCCCCCCUUUUUUUCCCCCCUUUCAGAUUACUUAACAUAUUUAUUUAAAACACACAUAUUCCCCUCCACUCCUUAUAUGCAGGAAUUAGGUUAUAAAGCAAUUGUGUGCAGUUUUCCAGCUUGGAAUUGAUUGCGAAUGUGACACAAAUACAUGGUCUUGCUGUGAAACCACCUGCUGUAAUGUCUGUAUUUUUUGGUUCUCCUUAACACUAUCUCAAAUGUGUUCUGUAUACUGUACGGGUGAUAAAACAGCAAACAAUCCCUACACUUUUACAAGCAUCUUUAAAUGACUUAAUUGUAAUAAUAAUAAAAUACUGAAUUUCAUAUUAGCACAUUAUUGCACAAAUGCUCACUGGUAACUGUGCAUAACUGUGUUUAACCUCUUCGCAGGGUUUUAAAGGGUCAUGUUCCCAAAUGUUGAAGCACUUAAAAAGUGAUCUGUAAAAAUCCGACUAGAAAAUCACUUGAACAUCUCUAUGUAAAAAAAUAAAAAUGAUUUACCUCAGUUUCCUCAUUCGCCACAUCCCAUUGUGAAGGGAUUGUCAACACCCAAUUAGGGUGCUUGUCCCAGGACUUGCCAUGAAGCAUUCAUUAAGCAUGUGCAAGCACCGUCACUUUAUUUCCCUCCACAGUUUAAGGAAGUUUAUUAUGAAAUUGUGCGAGAUUAUGGUGAAAUCUCAAGAUAUUACUGUGAAACAAAAUGUGAAUUCAACACUAAUUAUGCUGAUUGGCCAUUUGAACACUUAUUCUGGUGAGAUGAAAUUUUAAGGAAAGGUUUUACUUUUUUUUUUUUUUUUAUAGAGAUGUUUGUGAUAUUUCCUAUUCAGCUUUAUACAGAUAUUUCAUCACAUUUGUUAUUUAGCACAUAGGUAACAUGUCCCUUUUAGUUUUUGCUACAGAGCCUCCAUGCAUCUCUGCUUCUGAGCAGGACAUAGCUAAUGAGCCAAUCAGAAGUGGUAUACACAUGUAACCAGAGUUAAACAAGUCAUUACCGGCUAGAAUUUGUGCAAAAAUGAAAUGCUCUAAUGCAUUAAAUCCUUGUAUCAUUGCAUUAUGUCAGUUUAAAAGUACUGUGACUGCUGCACAGGGCUUGUGUCUUUAUAAACAACACUGCUGUGUUACAUCUUAAAAAAAUACAGAACAAAAACAAAUGUAUUAGUUUUGCAGGUUUUAAUUUUUACCUCCCAGGGUCUGAUUCUAAAAAAAAAAAUUUUUUAGCUUUGUAUAUGAAUUAAUUUAUAUUUUUAACCUAGACAUUUAUUGAAACAGCCCAUUAAUCAGAAUUUACUGUUUGGUGGAGUGAGUGCCUCUGUGUUGGAACUUAGGUUUUCCCCGACCGAUUAAUAAGAAUUAGUUUGUGGAAACAAGGUGAUGGGGAAUCCCUGUUAGUUACUUUAACUGCUUUGAUGCACAUGACAAGGUAUUUUUGUCUUGCAAGUGGGAUCGCCGAUCAAAAUCUGUUUUCGGCGAUCCCCCUUACUACAGACCAGGUAUCAUUGGUGGAAUACUGGGCGGUACUCCCAAGGUAUGAAUGGGAGUGCCGUUAGUGUUGCUACAAGUGGGAUGAUGUCACAAAGGGGUGGUGCCACUGUAGCAUGGAUUUAAACCCCUUGAUCACCGCUCCCUUACAAGCUAUAGAUGAUCAAGUCCCCAAGUUUGAAAGAGAAUAUCCUGCCCUUUGAAAUGGUAGGGAUCUUGAAAAGUAACAAUUAUCCCAUUAAAAAAAAAAAUGCUAGAUAAGGUUUUACAGUUAAGUGUAGCUUUAGGGACAUACAAUAAAACAUCAAAAAUGUUUAACGUCACAAAGUUUUAUUUUAUAGUGGAUGGGUCCCAUUAAAAAUGUACAGUUUCACUGUAUAUCCAAGUGAUCACUGUGGUGACAGCAAUCACCUGGCAAAAAGUGCUUUUAGUUCUUUUAUGACACAAGGGUUUCCUCUAGUUCUUAUUACAACCCCCAAAAGCCUGUAUGAACCCCCCCAUGCAACAUUAAAUAUCAUUGAUAACAGUAGAGUAGCAGCAGUGGUCACCUGGCGAUUUGCAAUAUUAUUUACUGAAAUCAUAACAAAAAUAGUGAGGGGGGUAACAUUUUUGUUGCGGCCUUCUCACCUGCAUUAAAAUUCUAACUAUAAUAUUUGUAUAUUCUUAUGACAUUAUGUUUAAAUGUAACCAACAAAGAAAAAAAGCUCAAAAUCUGCUUAGUACAAGGAUGUGAAAAGGCUUAACAUCAAAAGGGUCAAAGGGACAUGACACCCCAAAUUUUUCUUUAAUGAUUCAGACAGCGCAUGUAAUUUCAAAGAACUUUCCUUUUUAAUUUUAUCAAAUGUCUCCGUUCUCUUGGUAUAUUUUGUUGAAAAGUAUGGUAGUAAGCUCAGGAACAUACAUGUGUCUGCAGCAGUUUCACAAGAGCACUAGAUUUUAGCACUUUUUUUGCCAUAUAGUGUUUCAGACGUGCAAAUUUUGGGUUUCAUGUUCCUUUAACCGUUUUUCAUGCAGUCUUGUUUGCGUACUCUUUCAUUGCCUGUUUUAUAUCCAGUUGUCCUCAGCAUAAGAGCAUUGCAGCAGCACCCAUUUAAAAAAAAAAUACAUCUACAUAUUACUCUAAGGCUAAUCCUUGAAACAAGGAUGUUUUCACAUUGAUUGAUAGGUGUCUGAGAACCAUUUCUCAUGAGUGCUUUCUGGCCAGAGGGACAACAAAGGAGUUCAGCUGGGCAGUGAGAAAUCUCCUAUUGUGGGAAUGUUUUAGGUGAAAUGCAGAUUUAUCAGACAUUCCUCUGGCCUAUGGGGAGCUGCUCCUACAUAGAUCAUUUGAAGUGUAAUUGCACUUUUUUGGAUGUGCCUUCUAUGCAAUACAGACAGCUGUUGGGAUAAUGCAAGGUAGAUUAAGGUUAAAAGGUGAGUUAAAAAAAAACAAAUAACUCUUCCACUGACUAUUCCCUUAACAUCUACACAUAUAUAGUGUCCACAUGGCCUGAUGAUGCCACACACUAAUUCAGGCAUUUUUGGCAAGUUUUAAGGCACAUUCAGAGAAAAAAAUGAAUACUGUCUAGUAGUACUUGUAUUUGUAUGCACAGCCUUCUCUGUCACCCACACUGUAAUCUCACAACUUUUUAACAUUUCUAAACCUUGCAAUUUAUGUAGAAAGGAGAUGCAAUCACUGCAUCAAUAUUGGGGGAGAUGGCUGAGAUAAUUAGACAAAGACCCUCAGGGAUAAAGGAUAAAUGAGCAAAAUAGUCCUUGAGUCCAAUUCUGAAUAUAUAUGAUGAUGCAUAACACAGGUCAAUAUUAGUAGGAACAUUAAAAGAAUGGUCUAGACAGAAAAGGGGGAAAAGGAAAGUCAGUGAAGAGAACAAUAGGAGAUACAGUGGAGAAUGAUGGAUAAGGGGAAUAGCAGCCCUCCUAGAGAUCCAAACAGCCUCAUAGAGCUAGCACUUGCACCUACUACAAUAUUCUCCAUCUUCUCAACAAAACUCCUGCUUCCUCAAAAUACUUUUUUUUUUUUGCAGAUUCCCAAUACGUUGCAGGAUAUCAAAUUUGUGUCUGGAACUAGGUGUUUCUAAGCUCCUUUGGAGCUGUGUUGGUGGUGGUAAGAACAUCUAGCAUUUACUUAAUGCUUUAUAUUUGGGUGUGUUGUGUUUAAUUUGAGACCUGAUUAAAAACAAUUUAAGUGCUA
Messenger RNA from Bombina bombina (fire-bellied toad), 6340 nucleotides. RefSeq names its product zinc finger RANBP2-type containing 1 (gene ZRANB1). The record is from RefSeq and is a predicted model, not a curated record. Gene Ontology annotation, biological process: cell migration; cytoskeleton organization; protein K33-linked deubiquitination. Gene Ontology annotation, molecular function: cysteine-type deubiquitinase activity; K63-linked polyubiquitin modification-dependent protein binding. NCBI's taxonomy places the organism in Eukaryota, Metazoa, Chordata, Amphibia, Anura, Bombinatoridae. Gene Ontology annotation, cellular component: nucleus; cytoplasm.